AUGGGUGUCACACGAACAAAGACCAUUAAGAACAAGCACGCCGGUCCCCCCGGUGGCGCAAAGUCUUCCAAACGCUCCUCUGGCCCCGAAGGAAGCGGCUUCAGCAAGCCCAAGUCCAAGAAGCCUAAUGGCACCCCUCCGUCCAAGCAGGUCAAGGAUAAGGGUCGCGAGGCGCUCCUGCAGAAGUUCAAGAACCCCAAGAAGAAGAAGUAUACCGAUGAGCAGCUGGGAAUUCCUGAGCUCAAUACAGUCACCCCUGUUGGUGUUGUGAAGCCCCGGGGCAAGAAGAAGGGCAAGGUUUUUGCCGAUGAUCAGGAGAGCAUGACCACUAUCAUGGCUCUUGUCCAAGCUGAGAAGGACGGCCAAAUCGAGUCCAAGAUGAUCAAGCAACGCCAGAUGGAGGAGAUUCGCGAAGCGCGCAAGGUCGAGGCCGAGAAGAAGGACCAAGAGAGGAAGACCAAGCUUGAGGACACCAAGAACUCCCUCCGAAAGACGAGAAAGCGCAAGAGCUUCGGUGACGAGGAGGAGAACAUCAAGGACUUCACCACGGGGGGCACCAAGGGAGCCAAGGGCAAGGGCAAGAAGAGGGUGUCAUUUGCUUAA
Molecule: messenger RNA, 603 nt
Organism: Fusarium sp. VM40
Lineage: Eukaryota; Fungi; Ascomycota; Sordariomycetes; Hypocreales; Nectriaceae
Source: the annotation of a GenBank genome assembly